Molecule: messenger RNA, 1492 nt
Organism: Rhinichthys klamathensis goyatoka
Lineage: Eukaryota; Metazoa; Chordata; Actinopteri; Cypriniformes; Leuciscidae
Gene: ca4a
Product: carbonic anhydrase IV a
Exons: 9
Coding region: 44-964 (306 amino acids)
Cellular component (GO): plasma membrane
Molecular function (GO): carbonate dehydratase activity; zinc ion binding
Source: RefSeq, a predicted model, not a curated record
AAGGACACACACACACUCGGUCCAGUCUCACUGCUGGAUCACAAUGCGCGCUCUGCUUUCAGCUUUUCUUCUGCCACUGCUUCUGCAUUCAUGCAGCGCUGCAGACUGGUGCUACCAGGCGCAGGUCAGCUGCGAGUCCCACUGUAAAGGACCCGACCGAUGGAGGGAAGUCAACGCAGAAUGUGGGAAAAGCAGACAGUCACCGAUCAACAUAGUGACGAAGAAAACCAAGCUGGACGAGAGACUGACGCCGUUCAAGUUCACGGGUUACCAGGAAGUGUUCGAGAGCACCAUGAAGAACAACGGCCACUCGGUUCAGGUCAGUAUUCCCAUCAAAGCCACCGUGUCUGGAGGAAACCUGGGAGAGACGUACAAGGCUGUGCAGUUUCACCUUCACUGGGGUGUCGGUGGAGGGCCUGGGUCUGAACACACCGUCGAUGGAGAGCAGUAUCCUAUGGAGCUGCACAUUGUGCACAUGAAAGACAGAUACAACAGACUUGAAGACGCACUCAAAGAUCCUUCUGGAGUCGCUGUGUUGGGAUUCUUCUACGAGGAGUCGAGCAGCUCAAACAAAAAGUACGACCUCUUCACAACUGCCCUGCGCAGCGUGCAGAACACAAAUGGAAACACGACCCUUCGCAAGAUCUCUCUGAAUCAGCUCAUUCUGUCUGAAGGGAACAUGACGAACUAUUACCGGUACGACGGGUCGCUGACCACACCGGGCUGCACCGAGGCUGUGGUGUGGACCGUGUUCGAGAACGCCAUUCCCCUCCACGGAGAACAGCUUCGGGCGUUUUCCACCCUGAAGUUUCAUGAUGGGAAGCCAAUGGUGGAAACCUUCAGACCCGUUCAGCCUCGUAACAGCCGUGUGGUGUAUCGGUCCAGUGGACCAGCGUUAGCGGUCAGCAUCGUUCUUCUCUUGGCCUCCGUCAGCACAGCGUUCGGCCUGUCCCGUCUCAACUAGAGCUAACCGACCCGUACCUGCACAACUAACACAAUGAGUUCUCAUCGAAUCAACGGACCAACAGGAUCAAGACAAACCACAGAGUCACGGCGUCUCAAACGCUGCCGACUCAAUAAAACCACAAACACGCCAUUUCUACAGGAGUAGUUAGUGUAGAAACGACGGACUGCAUGAGUAGAGUGACCAUUAGACGUUUGAUCAUAGCUAUCAAUAGAGCUGGACUAAAGCCUCGGAUCCUCUGUGAAGGUCUGACGGGUAAUAAAUGCAUGACCUUUAUCUAUUAUAGACAUCUGCCAAGACACAUGCAUAUGCACACGAACACACACACGGCUAUAUUUAUGAUGCUGGAAGGCAUUACAAAUACACACAAUGAUGAUCAGCACUUUUCAUGUGAAUGAUGCAGAGGUCAAGGGUGAAAGGUCACAGAGCCUCGAGAAUAGAGCAGACAAAGCAAAUACACAACUUUACAUUUACUUGGAUUGAAUUUAUACAUUUUUAGGGUGUUUUUACACUUGAGUUAAGAAGAAU